Pipistrellus kuhlii (Kuhl's pipistrelle) is the source of this 1004-nucleotide messenger RNA. It is a transcript of the gene HRAS, whose product is annotated as HRas proto-oncogene, GTPase. Gene Ontology annotation, biological process: Ras protein signal transduction; cellular senescence. Gene Ontology annotation, cellular component: plasma membrane. NCBI's taxonomy places the organism in Eukaryota, Metazoa, Chordata, Mammalia, Chiroptera, Vespertilionidae. The record is from RefSeq and is a predicted model, not a curated record. The transcript has 5 exons. Bases 197 to 766 code for a protein of 189 amino acids. Gene Ontology annotation, molecular function: GDP binding; GTPase activity; GTP binding.
UGUCCGCCGCCCGCGCUCGAGUCCUCCGUCCGCAGCCGGAGCCGCACCCGCCGCGGUCGGAGCCCAUGCCCCGGGGGAGUCGCGCGCCCCGGCCCCCGCCCCGGCCCCGGCCCCGGCCCCGGCCCCGGCGGCAGUCGCGCCUGUGAGCGGUGGGACAGGAGGCCACCGGGCGUGGCGAGCCGCGGCCCCGGGGACGAUGACCGAGUACAAGCUGGUGGUGGUGGGCGCCGGGGGCGUGGGGAAGAGCGCCCUCACCAUCCAGCUCAUCCAGAACCACUUCGUGGACGAGUAUGACCCCACCAUCGAGGACUCCUACCGGAAGCAGGUGGUCAUUGACGGGGAGACGUGCCUGCUGGACAUCCUGGACACGGCGGGCCAGGAGGAGUACAGCGCCAUGCGGGACCAGUACAUGCGCACCGGGGAGGGCUUCCUCUGUGUGUUCGCCAUCAACAACACCAAGUCCUUCGAGGACAUCCACCAGUACCGAGAGCAGAUCAAGCGGGUGAAGGACUCGGACGACGUGCCCAUGGUGCUGGUGGGGAACAAGUGUGACCUUGCCGCGCGGACCGUGGAGUCUCGGCAGGCUCAGGACCUCGCCCGCAGCUACGGCAUCCCCUACAUCGAGACUUCCGCCAAGACGCGCCAGGGCGUGGAGGACGCCUUCUACACGCUGGUGCGCGAGAUCCGGCAGCACAAGGUGCCCAAGCCCAGCCCGCCGGACGAGGGCGGCCCCGGCUGCAUGAGCUGCAAGUGCCUGCUCUCCUGACGCCCGCGGCCGGUGCACCCGCACAGGAGCCCCGAGGGGCCGGCCUGGGCGAGGGGAAAGAAGGAAGUGCUGCCAGACCUGGCCAUCCCGGGCUGGGCACAGUGACCGGACCUCCCAGGACGCUUUGCACAGACUGGAGAACUGAGGCCGCUGGCCCCAGCCGCCCGGCCCGGCCCCUGGGCACAGGCUCAGUUGCAGUAAAUUAUUUGAUGGUCUCGACCCUGUCGUCCGGCCAGCU